Cordyceps militaris CM01 is the source of this 534-nucleotide messenger RNA. Its product is annotated as Acyl-CoA N-acyltransferase. NCBI's taxonomy places the organism in Eukaryota, Fungi, Ascomycota, Sordariomycetes, Hypocreales, Cordycipitaceae. The transcript has a single exon. The record is from RefSeq and is a predicted model, not a curated record. Bases 1 to 534 code for a protein of 177 amino acids.
AUGCCAUUUCAAAUCCGCCCGGCAACUGUGGAAGAUGCAAAGUUCAUCAUCGAGGCUUUUGACUCGGUCAUUCCAGUGCUCAUUGCAGCCGGCAACGACGGCCAAUGGGGAACGGAGCUCUUUUCCGAAAAGGGAGGGUUUCUCGACUCGACGCGCGAUGACCUGACGCAGUCGGAGCACUUUCGCCUGACAAGUCAAGGCGAGCGCAUCCGUAGCUUCGUUGCGGAGGAUGCGUCGCAGACUCCGAUCGCAUUCAUCACUAUCCGAGAAGGACAAUUUUCGCAGCACGUGUCGUCUCUCAGCGCUCUGAGUCCCUACGUGGACGAAGCAGAGAGCUUACCGGGCGGCUUUUCCUAUGUUGAUGUGCUGAUCGCAGACCAGCGCGUACAGAAAUUCCAGCGGAAGGGCGCGGGUGUUGCCCUUAUAGAACACGUGAAGCAGCAUACGAAGGAGAUGGGCGCCCGUAACGUAUAUGUCGAUUGCUGGUCCGGCGGCGACGGAAAGCUGGUGCAGUAUGUCUAUGCUACGAUCUGA